Penicillium subrubescens is the source of this 1734-nucleotide messenger RNA. RefSeq names its product carboxylesterase. Bases 1 to 1734 code for a protein of 577 amino acids. Lineage: Eukaryota; Fungi; Ascomycota; Eurotiomycetes; Eurotiales; Aspergillaceae. The transcript has a single exon. The record is from RefSeq and is a predicted model, not a curated record.
AUGGUGCUCACUACUACUACCUUCGUACUACUUCUGUUCUCAUUACUUCCAUGCACUCAUGGAAGACCUCUUUGUCAAGCCCAGCCUACUGUCAACGUUGGCAAUCAGGUUCGCUACCUUGGAACAUCGACUGACAACAUUGAGUCCUUCCUGAACAUUCGAUUCGGUCAGAGCACAGGGGGAAACAACCGAUUCGCUGCACCCAAGCCCUACACCUAUCCACAUGGAUCAAUAGUCAAUGCCACUCAACCUGGAGCAGCCUGUCCCCAGCAAAAGGUCCCUAUCCAGGGGCUUCAAGUGUUUGACAAUGUCACACGUAUUUCAGAGGAUUGUCUGACCUUGCGUGUUGAUCGACCAGCCAAUACAUCAAGCACAGCCAAGCUUCCCGUCAUGGCAUUUAUCUACGGUGGCGGUGACUCCAUUGGCCAAAUUUAUGACACCGCAUACGAACCGGGGCAAUUGAUCUCUAAUUCCGUUCAACAAGGCUACCCUGUGCUCUAUGUGGCCAUGAACUACCGAGUUAGUGUAUUUGGCUUCGCUGCAUCCGACGCCUUGAAUGCAACAGGAUCUCUUAAUGCGGGCCUCCUUGAUCAGCGACUCGGCCUCAACUGGAUACAGGAACACAUUGCGGCUUUUGGUGGAGAUCCUGACAAUGUCACCAUCUUUGGAGAGAGUGAUGGUGCAACUGGGGUUGGUCUCCAGAUUACGGCAUACGGAGGAAAUGUCGAGAAGACCCCCUUCAAGAGGGCUAUCAUGCAAUCCGGCAACGCCGCUGCAGACGGAAAUACGGCCAGCAAUAUAUCAGCAGUACACACAACUGAGUUGAUUCGGAGGGUCAACUGCACAUCAUCUACAAGUGAGGCGGAACUUGCCUGUCUCCGAAAACUGCCACUCAAGAAGCUGUUGUCCACUGCAAUUGAGUACGAGUUUAGUGUCGCCAGUUUCGGCUUUGAUGCUUGGGAGCCUACCUCUCCGUCACCAUUCAUUCCUGAUAAUCCUUCAACCCUUUUGACGACUGGCCGAUUCGCCCACAAUAUUGAUAUCAUUGCUGGAUGGACGGAAGAUGACGAGUCAUUUUUCACGCCAUCCACGGUCAAUUCUACCAGGGAUGUUGUCAGCUUGAUUCACACGAAUUAUCCUUCAUUUUCAAAGCAGAACGUUCAGAAGGCUCUCGAUCUCUAUCCUGUUACAUCUUUCUCAGACCUACCCAAAGAAAACAUCUCGGCUCAAUACUUCCGUGCAAGUCGACUCCUUCGAGACGCACAGUUUUGUCCAAGCCUACACAUGGUACGGAUGAACCAGAAGUACUCGGGCAAAAAGACCUCAAACUAUCUUUACGUGUUGAAUCAGACCAUGUUUACUCCGCUGUUUGCCAAACAAGAGACUACUUAUCUUGGUGUCCCUCAUUUCAGUGACAUCCCCUAUGUCUUCAAUGAAGCGAAGACCCGAUACUCCUUCCUGGCUACACCGUCCGAUGUGAAGCUGUCUACAGAGAUUAGUAGCAGCUGGGCGUCCUUCGCUGCAAUUGGAAAGCCUUCUGGAAAGCCAGGCACUGUACCCAACUGGCCUGAUGUGUCAGAUCAAGUAUCUUCCAACCAGUAUAAUCUUCGAGUACUCGGUGGUCCAAAUGAUGGCCUCACAUAUAUCAGCAAUGACAAGGAUUCAUACGAACAGCUGAUUGAGAGAUGUGAUUUCUGGACCUCACCCGAAGUCUUUCAACAGAUGGCUGUCUGA